Molecule: messenger RNA, 861 nt
Organism: Sodiomyces alkalinus F11
Lineage: Eukaryota; Fungi; Ascomycota; Sordariomycetes; Glomerellales; Plectosphaerellaceae
Product: nudix hydrolase
Exons: 2
Coding region: 1-861 (286 amino acids)
Biological process (GO): nucleoside phosphate metabolic process; ribose phosphate metabolic process
Molecular function (GO): ADP-ribose pyrophosphatase activity; ADP-glucose pyrophosphatase activity
Source: RefSeq, a predicted model, not a curated record
AUGUCCUCCAUUCGGCUCAAAGACCACGGCGACAUCCCCGUCACCAUCCCCCAAGGUCUCUCAGAAGACCAGCUCCUCGACUUCAAACCAUUCAUCACCUGGGUAUCAACCCUCACAAACUCAAUAGCCCUCCAAUCCCGCACCGCAACCCACCCUUUCCACCCGGACCCGUACCGCCUCACCUCCAUCACCGUCCAAGCCUUCGACAUCUUCGGCGGGACAGGCAAGGUAGGCUUCCUCAAAGCCGUAGCCGACGUAUCCAACGCCGCAGGCGAGCGUCUUCCCGGCAGCAUCUUCCUCCGCGGGCCCAGCGUCGCCGUGCUCGUCAUGCUCAUCCCGGACGACGUCGACGCGAAAGCGAACGCCUCCGACUCGGACGAGCGGUACGCCGUCCUCACCGUGCAGCCGCGCGUGCCGGCCGCGAGCCUGGCCUUCGCGGAGAUACCGGCCGGCAUGGUCGACGGGCAGGGUUCUUUCGCCGGCGCUGCGGCCAGGGAGAUGGAGGAGGAGUUGGGGGUGGAGAUUCGCGAGGGUGAACUCGUUUGUCUUAGCGAGUUGGCCAGCGAGCUUGCGGAUGAAGGCGGAAAGGGGGGGGAGGAAGGGGAAAGGUUGCCGAACGCCAUGUACCCUUCCGCUGGUGGAUGCGACGAACACAUCACCCUCUACAGCCACGAGAGGCGGGUGCCGAGGGCGCAACUCCAGGACUGGGCUGGGCGGCUGACCGGAUUGAGGGAACAUGGCGAGAAGAUCACUCUCAGGCUGGUGCCUAUGCGGGACCUGUGGCGGGUCGGGGCGCGCGAUGCGAAAUGUCUCGCUGCCCUGGCUCUAUGGGAGGGUCUUAAGAGGGAGGGCAAGAUAUGA